AUGAAAAAACUGGUUUGGACAUCCAUUCACGAACCACCACCUCUGAAAGAUGACUGGAAAGAAUAUGUUGCUCAUCCAUCUAAAUUAAUUCGAUCAGAUGAUAAUACAUUGAAUACACCGGAGUCCAAUAUCAUGAUAUUACAAAUUUCCUUUUCUCAUAAUGUAAAAAGAAAAAUCAAAUUUAUGAUUUAUGUGUCUUCUAAAACAAACGUGGACCCAACGAAAAGCCGUUCGUGGUUUAGAAAUGCAGAAUGUUUAGAAUUGUUGGGUAGAGAUGAACGAUUGUUUUUUCAACAAUGUAGCAAAUUGGAUUGCCUCUCAAAAUUUCCAUAUUAUGGAGACUUUCAUGUCAAAAUGCGAAACGGCGAAGAGACCGGCUUUGCCAUUAACAGUGAGCGAUGGGAGAAAUUUCCAUCAAAAUUUAGAUUUAUUUGCAUACCAUAUGAAUCAGUCAAUGGUAAAAAACACAUUCUUGAGGAAUAUAUUACCAUCACACAAGAUGAUAUUGAGCGGCCAAAACAUUCACUUCAGCAAGUUGGUCUUCAGAGUAAGAAAAAUCCUUCUAUUGACAUGUAUCUCAUGAUGAACGUUCUUAGAUAUCAUUAUGAAAAUGGGUCUCCACACGACAAAAAAGCUAUUGAAGAAUGUUUUGUGAAUGCUCUCAGUUUAGAAACCUUAGAAAAGUGUCACAAGGGAUUUCUUGAAGAUUUACAGGAAAUAGAGGAAGAUCAACAGUGA
Naegleria lovaniensis is the source of this 738-nucleotide messenger RNA. RefSeq lists its product as uncharacterized. The record is from RefSeq and is a predicted model, not a curated record. Lineage: Eukaryota; Heterolobosea; Eutetramitea; Acrasida; Naegleriidae. The coding region runs from base 1 to 738 and encodes 245 amino acids. The transcript has a single exon.